AUGGACGUUGUCAAUUUCAUAAUUUCUUCGCUAACAAGAUUAGCAAGUUUUCUGUCAUUCUUUAAAGUUUCUAAUUCCCAAGUUACGAUAAAUUAUAAUAUGGGAAAUAUUUCUAAUAUAUCUACUUUUCGAUAUUCUGUUAAUACAACCGCAGAGGAAAAUGAGAAACUAAUUGCUCAAGACACAACCCUAAUUAUGAAAGCAAUGGAGUUUCACUAUCCGGAAGAGAAUGAACUUACGAAAAAUGAACAUGAGAAUGCUCAUGCCGAAGAGGUUCUCCAGGAAUGGAUCGAACGUAUGGAAAAACGAUUUAAUAGACCUCCAGUAUAUACUUGA
Molecule: messenger RNA, 336 nt
Organism: Funneliformis mosseae
Lineage: Eukaryota; Fungi; Glomeromycota; Glomeromycetes; Glomerales; Glomeraceae
Source: the annotation of a GenBank genome assembly